AUCUUUAUCCUUACGACAGAAGUCCGAAUUGAUCCGAGCCAGCAAACUGGAUCGAAAGAUGACAAGACUCCAAGUAUAUUUUGGAUCUGCAAUGGUUGGCUCCGUUUGGCUUCAGGUCUGUCUGACUGGCCGCGCCUACUGCCCUAUAUGGCCUAUGCCCGAGAGUGAGCUAGGCCAGCUGAAACCACAAAGAGAACAGACGUUCUGCGCGUAGUGAGACUUCAUCAGGACCUGCUAGUGGUCAGCAGGCAGGUAGAGGUGCUCUUCUCCGAUAGCAUAAUGCAUUAUAUGCUCUGCUGCUUCUCGGUGCCGCUCAUAAGUACUCUACAGGUCCUCCAGAACGAUCUUGCCUUCCUUACAUUCACCGGUGCAUUUAUUAACCUAGCAGUGUUCAUGCCAUUAGCAGUUCUGAGCCAACGACUGUCAGAUGCCAGCAUCUCAGUGCGAGCUGGUGCCUAUUCGGCUGCCAUGACGGUGAGAGGCGAGGAGACGGUGCCGGUGCGACAAGCUCUCCAACUCGUUCUGCUGGCAGCGGGAAGACCAGCGUGCCUCUCUUUCAAGGGACUGGGUCCGCUUACCCUGAGUAGUGCGGGAAACGCAUUGCGGGCGUGGUACUCUUUUACCAAUGUGCUCGUCAAAGUAGGGUAGAAAAUGUAACGCAAAUACCUCCCCAACAAAGGUGUAAUUAAAAAUAUUCUAAAAAAAUAAGGAA
This is a messenger RNA of Frankliniella occidentalis (western flower thrips), 712 nucleotides long. RefSeq lists its product as uncharacterized. Bases 280 to 648 code for a protein of 122 amino acids. The record is from RefSeq and is a predicted model, not a curated record. Lineage: Eukaryota; Metazoa; Arthropoda; Insecta; Thysanoptera; Thripidae. The transcript is spliced from 4 exons.